Alternaria incomplexa is the source of this 2388-nucleotide messenger RNA. RefSeq lists its product as uncharacterized. Gene Ontology annotation, cellular component: trans-Golgi network; membrane; TRAPPII protein complex. The record is from RefSeq and is a predicted model, not a curated record. The coding region runs from base 1 to 2388 and encodes 795 amino acids. Gene Ontology annotation, biological process: intra-Golgi vesicle-mediated transport. NCBI's taxonomy places the organism in Eukaryota, Fungi, Ascomycota, Dothideomycetes, Pleosporales, Pleosporaceae. The transcript is spliced from 8 exons.
AUGGCAGACGAUGAGGUGAUACCACGCAGGAGCCUCGAGUUUGCCGAGAGCUCAGUGCUGGAAGCUGUGGUGCCUGCGAGUUCCGACAUCGACAUCAAGAGCGAGAUCGACUCUUGGGAUGGUGCAGCAGACGACAAUGGUUCCAUAUUGCCGUUCCUAGCACAACGAAAUGUGCUACUUCUCGAUGAACUUUUAGCCGUAUAUGUUGUUUUCCAAACACCGCUGUUAGACGAAGCGACCUUGAAGUCGUACCUUGCAAGACUGGUGAUCAACGUAGAGGCCUUCGCAUUCAGUACGGUUCCCCCAUCUGAUCAAGAUCCAAAAUCUACGCCUCCCAAAGAAGUCAUCUUCUCAGGUACCAUCAAUCACACAGAUGAACCUACGGUUGUCAACCAUGGUGAAGGGGACAGUGCUCAUACCUAUGUUAUCUGGAAGGUGGAUGUUUUCAUAGCUCGCCCACAAGGCAGAUUUCAUAAGCCUGCAGUGUACUUCCAACCCACGGCCUCCUUCAAGCCAGAAGAAAAGCCUCAAAAAGACGCGUCAGAGGAUGACUAUCUCCCAAGUGGCGUACCCACACCCUUAAACCUGCUGCAGUCAUUCGAGAAUGAUCCCGCUCUUGUCGGUGUCCAUCCACGACUCUCAGCAAUGCGUAUCAGCAAGGUCACUCCAACUGCCCCUGCUGCAAAGGAAAUGGCUCGACCGAUUCGAAACGGACAAAGACCACUAUUUCGUGUGCUGCCGCCUUUGAUAUGGAGGAUACGUUAUUCGAGGAUUCAAGCAUCAAUAAGCGACCUGUCUUUAAUGGCCUCUCUAGAUCUGGAAGUCGCUCAAUUCGCUACCUACGACGUCAGAAUCAAAAAGGUCAGCCUGGCUUUGCAUGGAGGCAAGGUUCAAGAGUUGAACGAAGAGCUGGAUACCACGACGAGCCACAAACCUGGUGAUCAGCUAACGUUUCUGUACAAGAUCCGGCCUGAUAUUGGUACCGAUGGAACACCAGCACUCGGGAGCAAGGGUCAUUACUUAACGUUGAAUGUUGAGGCAAAUGUCACAAUGUCCGAUCAUUGCCACCCAGACAUUGCUAUCGAGUGGAAGACACCCGUUGACUUUCCGUCAGAACAGGCGCUCAACUUGGCCAGGGCUAGUCGGCCGAGUAGCUCUACAACACAGAGCGCGAACGCAGCCAAUCCCGACGCCCUUGUCACUCAAGAUGCCCAAGAUCAACCCGAACAGGAUGCUUCCCACAACGACGUCAAUGUCACCCUGACAGUGUCUGGGCCGCCUAGUGUCAAGGUUGGCGAGAUCUUCACGUGGGAUGUGUUUAUAGUCAACCGAUCGGACAAAACGCGAAGGCUGGCAGUUCUGGUCAUCGCGAAAAGACCGAGAGACUCGGGGAAGCACAAGUCACAUCCAUCCGUCUCUUCUGUAGGCGGUCCUCGAGCGGACAAGAAAGAGUUGUUUGGAACGGCGGUCGUUGACGAAAAUGUCGUGUACGCUAAGCAAAAGAGUGCGAGGACCGAUACAGCGGACUUGAUCUGCUUGACAACCGACAUACGGCUCGGGCAACUCUCACCCGGCUCCUGCUACACGGCCGACCUCAAGUUUCUUGCGCUUUCAGCAGGAGUAUUCACCAGACACAGACUGCUUUACCAGCUAAACAGCCGCUGGAUAUACGGGAAGAUUCCGCUGCUGCAUUCGAUAGUAUUCCUGCUCCAAAUGGCGGCCGUCAGCAUGCUCACGCGCAAGUACAACCAGUACUAUGCGGCGCGUCCAGUACUCACCACCAUGAUCACCAACGCCGUGUUGGGUGGUAUCGCGGACACAGUAGCCCAGACGCUCACCGCCGUGCGGGAGCGCGCAGUACGCAAGAAGGGCGGCCCAGGCAAGGACGACUUCCUGGCGAUUGAAAUCCACGAGCUCGACAGACGGAACCCGUUCAACGAGAACGACCUCAUCCCCGACUCGAAGAUACUCCCCCCGCCUUUCGAUUUCGAGCGAACCACAAGAUUCAUGUCCUACGGUUUCCUCAUGUCGCCAAUCCAGCACAGGUGGUUCGGCUUCCUGUCCAGGACUUUCCCUGUUUCAAAGACUGCGACAUGGUUGCCAGCCCUCAAGCGCGUGGCUUUUGAUCAGUUCCUGUUCGCCCCAGCUGGUCUGGCUGCCUUCUUCACUUUCAUGACUGUUGCCGAGGGUGGCGGCAAGCGUGCUGUGCAGCGCAAGUUCCAGGACGUAUACGUGCCUGCGCUCAAGGCCAAUUACAUGGUCUGGCCGGCUGUGCAGCUCAUCAACUUCCGAGUCAUGCCCAUCCAAUUCCAGAUUCCAUUUGUAUCUACCGUGGGUAUUGCUUGGACAGCUUACCUCUCUUUGACGAACUCGGCCGACGAAGCCUAA